Molecule: messenger RNA, 1751 nt
Organism: Podarcis muralis (Common wall lizard)
Lineage: Eukaryota; Metazoa; Chordata; Lepidosauria; Squamata; Lacertidae
Source: RefSeq, a predicted model, not a curated record
AGAGCUAAGGUGUAACUGUGCCUGGGUCACCUUUCUUUCAGCUUCUGCAAUGCCUACUCUCCUCCAGGCAUCCUUGGGCCUCUUCCUCUCCCUCUCCCUCCUGAAUUCCAGCUCUGCCUCUGAAGAUGACACCGUGGUGGUGACCAGCAGUGGCCCUAUCAAAGGCAAGCGAGUCCCGGUUGGCUCGGCCUCCGUCACUUCCUACCUCGGUAUCCCUUAUGCUGAACCCCCCCUGGGGAAGCUGCGCUUCCAAAAGCCCCUCCCCCACCAGCCAUGGAGCCAUGUCUUGGAGGUCACCGACUUUGGAAAGGCUUGCUUCCAGACGACCGAUUUUCAAUGGCCUUUCAACAAAAUGUGGGUUGCCAACGCGCCACAUUCAGAGGACUGUCUCUUUCUCAAUGUCUGGGUGCCUCACCCGCGGCCUUCUGCACCGGUUCCUGUCCUUGUCUGGAUCCACGGCGGGGGAUUUCUGGUUGGUGCCAGUUCCUUAGACUUGUACAACGGAGCACUUCUGGCUGCUACUGAGAACGUCAUUGUGGUUUCCAUUAAUUAUCGGUUGGCAUUCUUCGGCUUUCUGUUCCUCCCACCUGAGGUCCCAGGAAACAUGGGGUUGUGGGACCAACAGCUAGCUCUGAAGUGGGUGAAGGAGAACGCAGCUGUCUUUGGUGGGGACCCUCUUCAGCUGACCCUCUUUGGCCACAGUGCGGGAGCAGCCUCUGUGGGGUUUCACCUCCUCUCACCUGCAAGCCAACCCCUUUUUGCCCGAGCUGUGGUGCAGAGUGGAGCUCCCAAUGCACCCUGGGCUUGGAAGGAUCCUGAGCAUUGCAAGUUGCGUUCCUUGCAAGCGAGUCAGCGGCUGGGCUGCGACGAUCGGAAUCACAGUGUGGCGCUGCGCUGCCUACAGGAGAAAGAAAUGGAUAGGGGAAUGUUCCAACUUUUGAUGCAUCGCUUCUACCCCACCACAGAUGGGGACUUCCUUCUGGAUGAGCCAAGGAAACUUCUGCAGAGUGGGCUCCUUCAGGCAAAACCACUGCUCAUAGGCAUCACCAGGGAGGAUGGGUCUGUCUUUGCACUAAGCGGUCUUUCGGAUCACAUAGAAGAUGACAGAACGUCAACUUGGGAGCAGCUCUUGAAGGAAACAAUGACAUUGUUCGAAAUGUCUUUGGAAGAAGAUGUUGCCAAGACUGUAGCGCUGAAGUAUGCUGAAGAUGGCCAUGGGCCAGAAAAGUACCAUGGGGCCAUGGUCCAACUGUGCAGAGAUUAUUACUUUUUGUGCCCAUUGGCUGAAGCUGCUGAAAAGAUGGCAGCAGGUGGGAGCCCUGUCUACACCUACUCCUUCAACCACCACAUCUCUGGCUCCAUUUGGCAGGAGUGGAUGGGAGCAGCCCAUGGAGUUGAGGUGCCUUACCUGUUUGGAACUCUGUUGUCGCUACAGAGGGCAAACCAAACGAACACGGAAGCUGACGCCCCUUUGAGCCUCAAGAUGAUGCACUAUUGGGCGGAGUUUGCUAGAAGCGGGAACCCCACUGGGUCCGUGCCCAAUGAGGUGCAAUGGCCGCUCUAUAAUGCCACAGAGGAGAACUUCUUCCACAUCAGCGCAGGGCCACCUGAGAUCAAGAAGCCGUCUCCUGCCCACCACUGUGAUUUCCUGGCAGCCCAUAUAUUCAACUCAACACUCUCAAAAAAAGUCCAAGAAGACUCUUCUGAAUCCAUUUUGGAGGAAGAUACGAAGAAUGAGACCAGAACUUAAC